GAACCCCUGGAGACCUUUGCGAGGAAGGCUCAACGGGGUUUAUUUUCAUGCUUUGUACAGGUACAUACGUACAUGCGCACGAUCAGCGUCAUACGUACGCCAGUGUCCCAACAUCGUACAUCUCUGGACGGCAAAAUCGCCCUCCGUCUUCGAAUUGCGAAACGAGCUCCAAAGCCCCAAAAAUGGCGGGUGGUGGAAAGGUCUCCUUUAAAGUCACUCUCACCUCCGAUCCUAAGCUUCCCUUCAAAGUUUUUAGCGUUCCAGAAGCAGCCCCUUUCACGGCUGUUCUGAAAUUCGCAGCCGAAGAGUUCAAAGUUCCUCCCCAAACCAGCGCUAUCAUCACCAAUGAUGGUGUAGGAAUUAAUCCUCAACAAAGUGCCGGUAAUGUCUUCCUUAAACAUGGAUCCGAACUACGCUUGAUUCCUCGUGAUAGGGUUGGAGCUCUCCAAGUAUGCUUUUAGAAGCUGGCGGUAUGGUUUAUUUACUUUCUUGAAAUGGGUUUGAAUCCCCUUGGAAGCAUUUGGUGGGGUUUUGAGUUGAAUGAUUAUUGGACUCUUGGCGCAUUAUACUGGUGUAAUUUUCCUGCCUCAUAAUAUUACCAGUAACACCAGUGUAAUAGAUACGCAAGCAGUGUAACCUCUUAUCUAAAUAUAAUAAAAUGGCUAUAACAUUAAACUA
This is a messenger RNA of Malania oleifera, 678 nucleotides long. RefSeq names its product ubiquitin-fold modifier 1. The transcript is spliced from 4 exons. Gene Ontology annotation, biological process: protein K69-linked ufmylation. The record is from RefSeq and is a predicted model, not a curated record. Bases 48 to 461 code for a protein of 137 amino acids. NCBI's taxonomy places the organism in Eukaryota, Viridiplantae, Streptophyta, Magnoliopsida, Santalales, Ximeniaceae. Gene Ontology annotation, cellular component: nucleus; cytoplasm.